Molecule: messenger RNA, 1494 nt
Organism: Melampsora larici-populina 98AG31
Lineage: Eukaryota; Fungi; Basidiomycota; Pucciniomycetes; Pucciniales; Melampsoraceae
Exons: 4
Coding region: 1-1494 (497 amino acids)
Source: RefSeq, a predicted model, not a curated record
AUGAACCUAGGAGACGCCGCCCAGUUUCUACCUCACCCCAAUCAACUCAUGCCGCAGCCCAAAGGUUCAUCGACAGAUUGUCCCAAAUGCCACAAAAAACGAAGGAAUGCAAGCUGCAGGAACAAUGCGUGCGCCGAGUGUUGCGAGCUGAUCGAUCAGUCAGCUGGCUGCCGCCCACACACGACACAGCGCAAUUGCAAAAUGAAGGACGGUCCUUACGGCGACGAGGGUCGCAAGGCCAAGGCAAAGGGUCCAACCGCCACAGACAAUUUGGACCCUGCCCUCCUCCCCGCUCCAGUACCUGUUGCCAGAAAUGGGCAGACUGUGGACGCCCAAUUUACCAACAGAAGCGGCUUCCGCCAUUUCCGCGAUGUCAACAUACAGGAUCAAGCCAACGAACGCAUCAACAAUGCAGCCGAAGAAACAGUCAACCAAACGAUAUCCAUCUUGUUCUGGGCCAGAAAGGGCCAGGAGGUAUGUCAUCCGUUGUCAUACGUUACUCACACGCCAGAUCUCUGGCGAGUACCUGCACCCUCUUGGCCGCGAUUCAGAUUGGACCAAUGUAGCUUGUUGGUGCAGUUGGCCGAAGCAACUUCCGGCCCUUUGUGGGAUCGAACUGUUCGUGUUUGGAAUGACAAGGAGCAAAGCUGGGCAUUGACUGCGGUCACUACCAUGGAAAAGUACCCAGUCGAAUUCCGCAAGGUUCUAGUGAUCCUACCAGGCACCAAACGAGAAUGCUGUGAAGACGCGCAAUACCACAUUGACUCUGUCACGACACGAUCCACAAAAGAACGUACCAAACUUUACCAGUACAUCACCCCUACGAACCCCGACUAUAAUGUUACAUUUGUAAACGGUAGCCCCACUCCAAUCAGGAUCAACAAGGGCAAGAACGCGCCUCAAAAUCGAAUCCUGUACUUGGACAACUACACCCCUUCCCAAUCAUCACAACAAGCACCUGAGCACGACAAUGAGGGAAUUAUGGAAAUUGAAGAAGACGGCCUCAAUAUGAUUCAAGAUGCUCCACAUCAAGAAGUGGCCAUGGACACCGACACCGCGCCUCCAAAGUCACCUUUGUUGGACGACCAAGAAGGAGGAUCAGAUACUACGCCUACGCCUGCGCCUCAACCCGAGGCAACUAAACCCAAGUGGCCUGAAGGCGUGACUAUGUCCGAUGCCAAGAAAAUGAUGGAUGCCAUGCUACCACCACUUAAUCUUACAAGUAGACAGGCUUGGAUUCGGACCUUUGCUCAUUCACACCGUGCAUAUUCAAAAACAACUGUCAACAACAAUCUAAGAUGGCUGAAUAGUGUAGACGCCGACCGAUUGAGUGCUUACAUUUCUACCAACGGACCGUCCUCCCUGAUAGAAACACAAAAGGUUUUUAAUGACGAGUGGAAAAAGAUCGACACCAGACGCAAAAACGAACAGGCGGACAAAGAACCAGACAACAACCAGCCCAACAAGAAGCGUAGGAUAGACUCAAUGGAAUGA